Molecule: messenger RNA, 3099 nt
Organism: Ostreobium quekettii
Lineage: Eukaryota; Viridiplantae; Chlorophyta; Ulvophyceae; Bryopsidales; Ostreobiaceae
Source: the annotation of a GenBank genome assembly
AUGGUGAAAGCUGGAACGCUGCAAGUCGCGUGGCAUGAUGGCCGCCCCGUUAACAGCAUUGACUUCCACCGAUUUGGAUGCCUUGCUACGGGAGGGGGGGACAACUGCAUCAGGUUGUGGAAGGUCCAACAGACUGCCGAUGGCAUCCCUGCGGUGAAGCUGAUGGGGGAGCUGCACCAGCACGCAAGCCCCGUGAACUGCGUUCGGUUCUCACCAAAUGGCGAAAAGCUUGCUUCUGCGGGUGAUAAGGGGGAGCUCCUGAUCUGGAAAGCAACUGCCAAAGACAACCACGAUGACAGCAGGAAAAGCAAACUGUGGAAGCCUUCUGCUGUGUUGAGGGGUCAUCUUGAUGACAUCUUUGACAUUGCAUGGUCCUCCGAUUCCACUGCUUUGGCCUCUGCAUCUGUGGAGCACAUCAUGAUCGUCUGGGACGUCGAUCAGGCAAAAGUGAAGGCUAGACUCGAUGGACACAAGCAUUAUAUCCAAGGAGUGGCGUGGGACCCUGCCAACCAGUUCCUGGUAUCCCAGAGUGGAGAUCGCACUUGCCGUGUGUAUGGAAGGCCGCCAUUGUUGAAGCAGACCAAGGCAUCGGCAGCAAAGACGGCAGGGCACUGGAUGCAAGAGAGGCUGCUAUACAAAAGACCAUCUGCAGGCAUGAACAAUGAGGAUGGGCAGGCAUGUAACACAUUCCUGUUUCACGAUGACACACUGCCCAGCUUGUUCAGGCGGCUAGCAUGGUCACCAGAAGGUUCCUUUUUGGUGCUCCCUGCUGGUGUGCACAAUGAAUCCUCCAGGACCAUGCAUACAGCUUACAUAUAUGGGCGUGGAAAAUGGUCGAUGCCUGCUGGCCAACUGCUGGGCCUGCAGGAACCUUUUUCAGCCAUACGGUUCUGCCCCAUUUUCUUCAAGCGAAAUGAGGGCAGCAAACAGAGCCAGGACAGAGCAUUUCCUUGUGGUUUUGCGCAACCCUACAAGCUCGUCUUUGCUGCUGCUGCAGAGCAUAGCGUGGCAAUUUAUAGCACAGAGGAAGCAGAACCAGUGUGCGUGCUGGAUUCCAUUCACCAUGCUGAAAUCACUGACCUAGCUUGGUCGCCAGAUGGGCAGUAUCUGGCAGUCUCGUCAAGGGAUGGCAACUGCAGCAUUGCAGCCUUUGAGGAUGGCGAACUUGGGACCCCCAAUCCGCAGGAAAACAUGCCUCCAGUGGAGAAUUGGUGCACAGGGCCUGUUCAAAGUCAGUUAACAGUUUCCAAGAAACGUGGAGUGAAAAGAUCUGCUGAUCAGGGUGCAGACAGCCAUUCUGUGGACAGGCAAUCAGGUGCUAAUGCAACUCACCCCAGAUUCAAAACAAGACUUGGUAAGCCAACAUCCUCCCAGGAGGGACAGAAAGCUCACUGUGACCUUCCUGUGCACAAGAAGGCUGUUGAGAGUGCGGAGUUGAUCAGUGCAGCCACUGCACAAGGGGAAGGAAGUCAUAAGCUGAAUGGUCAGGGGUGGGAUCCAAUGGCUGGAGACACAGGCCAGCAUGAAGGGUUUAUCAUGGGGGGCAGUGCGCUACAGUUGUGUGGUGCUGUGCAUGCUGAUUUCGAGGUCAGCACAAGCCGGACUGAGCUCUUGUCCGCAGCUGGACAAGGAAUCCAGGUCACAGCUCCUGUCAGAAAUAGUCACAAGCCAGAAGGAGCCAGGGGGGGAGUGAUGCCAGCAGUGAUGUGUGUGGGCAAGGUCCAAAGGGAAAAAUGCCUGGUGAGUGGCUUGAAUUACGAACAGAUAGACACCAUUGGAGCCCAGGAUGCAAGCAGCGAACCCAAAGUUGGUGAGCUGAAGAAUGCCACCAGUCCUCCGCCAACACAGACGUCCCCAAUGCAGUUGACCACCCAUGAGUCCCUGGGGCGCUGUUGUAACGGAGGGCCUUCCUCCUCUAGCCUGUCCCACACAGCGGCAAACAGCCAGCUGCACCCAGACUGCCUGACUGCUCCCGUGAAUCACAUACGGACGAUUGCUGAAUUUGAUUCUGGAGGUGAAGCCUGGCUCAGUUGUCACAGCUAUGGUGAGGAAGCUCACAGGGUGAGUGAAGCACCAGAGGGGGCCAGGGUGAGGAUCAUGCCAGCACCACUUCUUUAUGGUGACCAAGAAAAAUGGCAUCGUGAACCAGAGACAGGAAGGGGUCCCCUCUGCUAUGGACAUUCCUCUGCAGGCCCAGAUGUGGCUCCAACAAUCAGUUUUGGGGGCCAAGGAGCAUUGCUAGGCAUUCCAGGCGCUGCAAAGCUUAUGACAGAGGCAGCAGUCUGUGCAGAGUCAUUGUUUCCAGACUCAUACUUGGGCACCAGCGAGCACCACAUAGCCAGGGAGGAGAUCCCAUUCGUUGCCCUGAUGACAAAAGGUUCUGCGUACAGUGCAUGGGCCAACAACCAGAACAGAAAAGCAAGCAGGAACCCCGAUAUGCAAUGUGAGGGGAAAACACACCAUCGUGAACCAAAGGGGGAUGCCGCUGCUGGUGGCAUGCAAGUUCCCUGGCCGUUGUCCCCAAUACAAUUGACCACGCAAGAGUCGCUGGGGAGCCUGGGGCACUCUACUGAUGGGCAGGUCCUUUCAGACGGUAAAUCCAGCAACCCAGCCAUAGCGAGGCUGCCACAGACGAGUAGCGGAACUGCUGCACGUGCCCAAUCUGCAGCAGCAGAUGUUCCAGGUGGUGCUGCUCUCCAGGAUCCAUUGCUGGCGAUCGCAGGAGCUGAGGCUGGGCUUGCCCACCCUGCUGAAGGCGAUGGCUGCCAUGUGAACCUGCAGCACAUAGUCAAGGGUGCAACUGAUGAACGUCAAGCCAAGGGCAAGUAUGGAAGACAAAAUGAUGGCCUGAGGGCAUUCAGCCCCUGGACUACAGACUUUGAAAGCAGAGCCACUACCAAUGGCUGGUCUUGUAGAACGCCAAUGCCCUUUGGGUUUGAGGCUUCACCACGCAAACCUCCAGUGAACAAUACAAGUUCGCCGGGCCCAGUGCGCAAGCUGGAUUUUGGAGAGUGCUUCAGCGAUGACAGCAUCAGCUCAGGUUCCGAGAUCACCACCCGACUUCACGCAAAUGCUGAGAAGGCCAAAGCCUCACUAUAG